Calidris pugnax (ruff) is the source of this 1296-nucleotide messenger RNA. It is a transcript of the gene SLC30A3, whose product is annotated as solute carrier family 30 (zinc transporter), member 3. The transcript has 5 exons. Gene Ontology annotation, molecular function: zinc ion transmembrane transporter activity. Gene Ontology annotation, biological process: zinc ion transmembrane transport; response to zinc ion. Gene Ontology annotation, cellular component: plasma membrane. NCBI's taxonomy places the organism in Eukaryota, Metazoa, Chordata, Aves, Charadriiformes, Scolopacidae. The record is from RefSeq and is a predicted model, not a curated record. The coding region runs from base 1 to 633 and encodes 210 amino acids.
AUGCUGGCCACCUCCGCCGGCGCCGUCGGCGUCAACCUGGUCAUGGCCUACAUCCUGCACCAGUCCCCCGCUGGCCACGGCCACGGCCCAGGGGGCUACGAGCAGCUGGAGGGCAGCGGGGGGUGCCUGCCCGGCCGUGCCCCCCUGCCCGGCAGCACCAGCGUCCGCGCCGCCUUCAUCCACGUGGUGGGUGACCUCCUGCAGAGCGUCGGCGUCCUCGUGGCUGCCACCAUCAUCUACUUCAAGCCCCAGUGCAAGAUCGCAGACCCCAUCAGCACCCUCUUCUUCUCGGUCUUCGUCCUCGGCUCCACCUUCACCAUCCUCAAGGACGUCUUCAGAGUCCUCAUGGAAGGGGCACCGCGGGGCGUCGCGUUCGAGGCGGUGAAGGAGGUGUUGCUGGGGGUGAGCGGGGUGAAGGGCACCCACGACCUGCACCUCUGGGCCCUGACGCUGAGCCACCACGCCGUGUCGGUGCACGUGGCCGUCGAGGCCAGCGCUGAUCCCGAGACGGUGCUGGGGGAAGCCACCAGGCAGCUGCAGACCAAAUUCGGCUUUGCCUCCUGCACGGUGCAGGUGGAGCGGUACCGGGAGGAGACGGCAGCCUGUCCCCACUGCCAGGACCCCCGUGCCUGAGACCCCAGCCCCCCGGGAGCAGGGGGUGCAGCCUUUGGGCCCCUGACCCUGUGCUGCACCCACCCUGCUGCUGCGGAGCCCCGGGGUGGGAUGGUGCCCCCGAGCGUGCGGGGUCCCGGGGGGACACACAGUCUGGCCCCCGCAGCACAGGGGUUCCCCGGGGAACCCCCACUCCUGGGAGGGGACCGGCCACAGCCCCUGGCUGCUGGGACCAGCCCCAGAGGAGGAGGGGGCCCUGCCCCACCGUGCAGACCCCCAUAGAGGAGCCCUGUUGUCCCCACAGGAGAGGGGACAGGAGGGAGCCACUAAAGGGCCCAGGGGAGGGAGGGGAUAUCCUGGGGUGGGGGCAAGGACCCCAGACCCAGCCUUGGCCCCCAGCGCUCCUGGGCCCCCUCGGGCUGCCCUGCCACCCCGAUGGCCAUGGGCUCCCCGGGCUGCUGGGGGUCCCGGGGGGCUGCUGCUGCUCCCGUGGGGCGCAGGGGGACAGGGCAGCCAUAGCCCCCACUGCCGGCUACCCUGGCCUCGCUCCCCACCCGUUCCCACUGCUGUGAGUCCAUGUCUGUCGCACCCGUGGAGUGUCCGUCCGUCCGUCCGUCUGUCUCUUUGUGCAAGGAAUCCAGCGGGCCCCGGCAGAGCCCGCAGCCACCAAUAAACGUGUUGGAG